AAUGAUCUUGUAAUAUAAUUCGGGGAACGCGCCACUAGUGAUAUAUAGGUAAUAAACAAAUGUAGAUUCAGAUUGAUGAUGGAAAGCAGGAGGAGAGAGAGUGGGUUGGAAUGUAAAGUUCUCAGUAACAAAAGAAGGUUGGCAAACUCAGUGCACAAAAAUGUGAAAUAAUACUAUAAACAAUCAAUAUUCAAUAUUAAUUAAUACCAAUGAUUUCACUUCUUCUUCUUUCCACUCUCUUCUGCAAAUCGCAAUAAAAUUUUCGCGGCAAAAUUUUUCUAUUUUCCUCAUUUUUUCAAUUUCUCAAUGGGAUUGUCGCGAAACGCGUCGUCGCAGCCGGAGAUCGACGACGCCGGCAACGACAUUGGAUUCCACUCCACCCGAGGCCGAUUCGCCUUCAAGCGGAACCCUAGCCACCACCGCCACAGGCUCUCUUCCGAUCGCCAAUUUCCUCGCUUCGCCAACACCAACGCCAACGCCCGAUCUCACGUCCACAGUCGCUUCAAUCGCAAGGGCUUCCUCUCUCUCUUCCCUUUCUUCAAGGCAAAGUCCGGAUUCUACGCCAUGCUCAUCGCCGUCGUCUUCCUCUUCGCUCUCGCCUCCAUGGUCAUGCAGAACUCCAUCACCUCCGUCUUCCGGCAACGCUCCGAGCGCGGGAGGUACCUACGUCAAGGCCUCAAGUUCGGCACCACGCUCAAGUUCGUCCCCGGAAAGGCUUCCCAGAGGUUCCUCUCCGGUCACGGCCUCGAUCGCCUUCGCUCCCAGCCAAGGAUUGGUAUUCGCGCGCCAAGGAUAGCUCUCAUUUUGGGGCACAUGAUGAUAGAUCCCCAGACACUGAUGUUGGUUACUGUGAUUCGGAAUCUACAGAAGUUGGGUUAUGUUUUUAAGAUAUUUGCAGUACGGCAUGGGAAGGCCCACUCAAUAUGGGAAAACGUAGGUGGUGGUCUCUCUCCUUUGAAUACAGAGCAGCAAGGCCUGAUUGAUUGGUCAAUUUUUGAAGGCAUCAUUGUUGACUCCAUGGAAGCAAAAGAAGCCAUUUCUAGCCUUAUGCAGGAGCCUUUUUGUUCAGUACCAUUGAUAUGGAUUAUUCAAGAAGAUAGCCUUGCAAGUCGUCUACCAGUUUAUGAACAGAUGGGUUGGGAGCAUAUUGUUUCUCAUUGGAGAAGUGCUUUUAGCAGAGCCAGUGUUGUUGUCUUUCCAGAUUUUACUUACCCGAUGUUAUAUGGUGCGCUUGACACUGGAAACUUCUUUGUGAUUCCUGGAUCACCGGUAGAUGUGUGGGCUGCAGAAAGCUAUGGUAAGACCCACACAAAGGAUCAGCUAAGAGAACUUAGUGGAUUUGGUAAAAAUGAUAUGGUGGUUCUUGUUGUUGGGAGCUCAGUAUUCUAUGAUGACCUAUCUUGGGACUAUGCUGUUGCAAUGCACUCCAUAGGGCCUCUGCUGACAAGAUAUGCGAGGAGGAAUGAUGCAGCUGAGUCAUUUAAAUUUGUCUUCUUGUGUGGCAAUUCUACUGAUGGCUAUGAUGAUGCUUUACAGGAAGUUGCUUCACGUUUGGGACUUUCUCCUGGUUCUAUAAGGCAUUAUGGCUUGAAUGGUGAUGUGAAUGGUGUGCUACAAAUGGCUGAUAUCAUCCUAUAUGGUUCUGCUCAAGAUGUGCAGGGUUUUCCUCCAUUAUUAAUUAGAGCAAUGGCUUUUGAAAUUCCAGUCAUUGCACCUGAUUUUCCUGUGUUAAAAAAAUAUAUUGUGGAUGGAGUUCAUGGAAUAUUUUUUUCUAAACACAAUCCUGAAGCUUUGAUGAAUGCUUUUUCACUUUUGCUUUCAAAUGGAAGACUUUCUAAAUUUGCUCAAGCAAUUGGAUCAUCUGGAAGACAGCUUGCUAAAAAUGUACUGGCUUUGGAUUGUAUAACUGGCUAUGCAAGACUUCUGGAGAAUGUUCUCAGUUUUCCCUCAGAUGCUUUCCUGCCAGGUCCUCUUUCUCAGAUUCAACAGGGGUCAUGGGAAUGGAAUUUGUUCCAGAAUGAAUUAGACCUACACAUUGACUUGCCUAAGAUGGAUGACAUUUUUUCCAAUGGAAAAGCUUCCAUUGUGUAUGCUGUUGAGCGGGAGUUGGCAAGUGUUAAUUAUUCAACCAGCACUUUUGAGAAUGGAACAGAGGUUCCAUUGCUAAAUGAACUAACCACAUUGGAUUGGGACAUUUUGAGAGAAAUUGAAAUAUCUGAAGAGAAUGAAAUGUUUGAAACAGAAGAGGUUGAAGAGAGGAUGGAGAAAGAUGUUGGUAUAUGGGAUGAUAUAUAUCGUAAUGCUAGAAAAUCUGAGAAAAUGAAGUUUGAAGCCAAUGAGAGGGAUGAAGGGGAACUUGAGAGAACAGGACAAUCUGUGUGCAUUUAUGAAAUAUAUGAUGGUGCUGGAUCGUGGCCAUUUUUGCACCAUGGUUCUCUGUAUCGUGGGUUAAGCAUUUCUAGAAGAGCACAGAGACAAAGUUCUGAUGAUGUGGAUGCAGUUGGCCGUUUGCCUAUUUUGAAUGACACGUAUUAUCGGGACAUUCUCUGUGAAAUGGGAGGAAUGUUUGCAAUUGCAAACAGGGUUGAUAGCGUUCACGGGAGGCCUUGGAUUGGGUUUCAAUCAUGGCGUGCUGCUGGUAGGCAGGUAGCAUUGUCACCUGAAGCUGAAAAGGUCUUGGAAGAGAGAAUGCAAGAGAAUUUUAGAGGAGAUAUAAUUUAUUUUUGGGGGCGCAUGGACAUGGUUAGGAGUAUCGUAGGAAGCAAUAAUGCACUUACUUUUUGGUCCAUGUGUGACAUCUUAAAUGGAGGCAACUGCAGAACUGUUUUUCAAGAUGGUUUCCGCCAGAUGUAUUCGUUGCCUCCGCAUGCAGAAGCACUACCUCCCAUGCCUGAAGAUGGAGGUUAUUGGUCAGCACUGCACAGUUGGGUGAUGCCAACCCCUUCUUUCUUGGAGUUCAUAAUGUUCUCUCGGAUGUUCGUAGAUUCCGUUGAUGCAUUGCACAGAGACUCCAGUAAAUAUGGCAUGUGCUUGCUAGGGUCUUCAGAGAUUGAGAAGAAGCACUGUUACUGCCGAGUGUUGGAACUUCUCAUCAACGUAUGGGCUUAUCACAGUGCACGAAAGAUGGUAUACAUAAAUCCCAACACUGGUUCUAUGGAAGAGCAGCACCCAUUUGAACAACGGAAGGGUUUUAUGUGGGCAAAAUACUUUAAUUUCACAUUGUUGAAAAGUAUGGACGAAGAUCUAGCCGAGGCUGCAGAUGAUGGUGACCAUCCAAGGGAAAUGUGGUUGUGGCCAAUGACAGGGGAGGUGCACUGGCACGGAAUUUAUGAAAGGGAGAGGGAAGAAAGGUACAGGCUAAAAAUGGAUAAAAAAAGAAAAACAAAAGAAAAAUUAUUUGAAAGAAUGAAGUAUGGUUACAAGCAGAAAUCACUUGGACGAUAAGAAAUCCUGGACUUGAAAGUUGCAUAGCCAAACACUUUCUGAACCCAAUUUUGCUUCACUCGGGAAAAUUGUCUUGCGAAUUGGAGAAGCUUUGAUUCUAACAAAUUGGCACAGAUCAUAGGGAAUGUAUUGUUUCUUUCUUCAUUAACUGAAUACGCAUACUGAACCCUCGGUCUCCGAAAUAGGGUGAGACAGAGAGCAAAAGGAGUUUCCCAUCUUCUGCUGUUCAUUAGUUUAACGGCCUUUUUUGGUGGUCAAUUAUAGCAGCAGCAUAGAAGAUGCAGGGAGUUCGACUUCGAAGUGUACUCAUAGUCUAUAGAAAUUCAUCCAUCAAUUACAUUUGAUUAGCAUAAAUAUGUAUUCAUUCAUUACUGUAUAUUUGUUAAACGUUAGUGGCAAUUUUGAGUAGAAUAAUGGCUGGUUUUCACAUG
This is a messenger RNA of Abrus precatorius (Indian licorice), 3875 nucleotides long. RefSeq lists its product as uncharacterized. Gene Ontology annotation, molecular function: glycosyltransferase activity. The record is from RefSeq and is a predicted model, not a curated record. Bases 307 to 3444 code for a protein of 1045 amino acids. NCBI's taxonomy places the organism in Eukaryota, Viridiplantae, Streptophyta, Magnoliopsida, Fabales, Fabaceae. The transcript is spliced from 14 exons.